UCCGGCGGGGAUUGGGAGGAGGCGAUCAGGGUCUGCGCUCAAUUGGCCGAGUUCUACAAACAGGAGAGGGCAGAUUUUGCCCGGCUAAGCAAAAUUCUGUUCCCCGACGCCAAGGUCGUCUCCAACGUGGCCAGUCCCGACGUACUCGACGCUGCCAUUCAAGAGGGCGAUGACGAAACACCCACCAUCUACCUUAUAAGCAACCUCAAUCCAGAGCCCGAACUGCCGCCGGAGCUGAAGACCUUCGCUCACCGCUUCCCCCCACCCUAG
Messenger RNA from Dibothriocephalus latus, 270 nucleotides. The record is from the annotation of a GenBank genome assembly. NCBI's taxonomy places the organism in Eukaryota, Metazoa, Platyhelminthes, Cestoda, Diphyllobothriidea, Diphyllobothriidae.